AUGAGAAUCGGUGGGACAUGGAAUCUCGCCAGCAAGGAUGUCCAGUCGGUGACGUGCUCACAAGAACUCGGGAAUGGGGACAGGAAGCUUGGAUUGGCAAAAGCUGCGCUCACAGAUUCUGUGCGCACGGUUACGACUGCAUUCAAGGAAAUCGUGUCGCACACUGUUGUGGCCCGAUACCAAAUUUCAAGGAGAAGGUGUACCCAGAAAACGACAAUUCCAUCAAUGGUGGUGGAUAUGCAAUCGCCAAUCCUAGGCCAACUAACGGGCGACCAUCACAAACCCAGGUACCAGCAGCGUCAUCAGGCAGUAACUCGGAAGAAUCUAACGGGUACCGUCGACGUAAGCUCCGCAGGCAUUAGUAUUAUAAGUAGCUUGGCUUCUAAUAGUAAUGAAGUGAAACGAAUAAAGUGUUCAGAAAAAGUUUAUAAGUGUUGUGAAUGA
Molecule: messenger RNA, 444 nt
Organism: Cooperia oncophora
Lineage: Eukaryota; Metazoa; Nematoda; Chromadorea; Rhabditida; Trichostrongylidae
Source: the annotation of a GenBank genome assembly